UUGCAUUCGCGCAUGCGUAGCGUAGACACGGAAGCUAAGUCGAAACAACGCGGGCCCGACGUAGUUUUGUUUUCUGUCUAUCGGUUCGUGUCCAUUUCGGCGUAAUUUUUCUUUUCACUUGAGGUGUAGCUAUCGUAUACUGAAGAUGGAGAGCAUUUUAGAGCAACAGCGUCGUUACCACGAAGAACGGGAAAGGCUAAUGGACGCUAAAACAAAAGAAAUGCUACACAAGAAAUCUACAUUACGGGACCAGAUUAAUUCUGACCACAGGACGAGGGCCAUGAUGGACAGGUAUAUGGAUGUGUGCGCAAGUCUCAGAGAUUCAUAUGAAGACAAAGAUGGCAUGAGGAAGGAUGAACUGGCAGCUAUUUCAGGUCCGAAUGAGGUUAUCGAGUUCUACAACCGACUGAAACAGAUCAAGGAAUUCCACAGGAAGCAUCCAAAUGAGAUCUCCAUCCCCAUGUCUGCAGAGUUCGAAGAACUACUGAAAGCAAGAGAUAAUCUAAGUGAAGAAGCUCAGAAUCUGGUGGAGUUCACAGAUGAGGAAGGGUAUGGCCGCUACCUGGAUCUCCAUGAUUGCUACCUGAAGUUCAUUAACCUUAAGGGAGCAGAGAAGCUGGAGUACAUCACCUACUUGUCCUCCUUUGACCAGCUCUUCGACAUCCCAAAGGACAGGAAGAACUCUGAGUAUAAGAGGUAUUUGGAGAUGCUACUGGAGUAUUUGCAGGACUACACUGACAGGGUCAAGCCUCUGCUGGACCACAACGAGCUCUAUGGCAGAGUGCUGGCUGAUUUUGAGAAAAAGUGGGAGAGUGGCACAUUUCCUGGCUGGCCUAAAGAAGCAAGCAGUGCUUUGACUCAUGCUGGAGCUCAUCUGGACCUGUCUGCCUUUUCAUCUUGGGAGGAAUUGGCGUCGCUGGGUCUGGACAGACUGAAGUCUGCUCUCAUGGCACUGGGAUUGAAAUGUGGAGGAACUUUGGAAGAGAGAGCCCAGAGGCUCUUCAGCACAAAGGGAAAAUCUUUGGAGUCCCUUGAUCCAUCUCUUUUUGCUAAGAACCCCAAAGCCAAAGGCCCCAAAAAAGACACAGAGAGGAACAAGGAAAUUGGCUUCCUGGAAGCUCAAAUCUAUGAAUAUGUGGAAGUUCUUGGGGAGCAGAGGCAGCUGACUCACGAGAACGUUCAGAGGAAGCAGGCCAGGACCGGAGAGGAGCGCGAAGAAGAGGAGGAGGAACAGAUAAGUGAGAGUGAGAGUGAAGAUGAGGACAACGAGAUCAUCUACAACCCCAAGAAUUUGCCACUAGGCUGGGAUGGAAAGCCAAUCCCAUACUGGCUCUACAAACUCCACGGACUUAACAUCAACUAUAACUGUGAGAUCUGUGGGAACUACACCUACAGAGGCCCCAAAGCUUUCCAGAGACACUUUGCAGAAUGGAGACAUGCUCACGGAAUGCGCUGCCUGGGAAUCCCAAACACGGCUCACUUUGCUAAUGUAACCCAGAUCGAAGAUGCAGUCUCUCUUUGGGCUAAGCUGAAGUCACAGAAGGCGUCUGAACGAUGGCAACCCGACACUGAGGAGGAGUACGAGGACUCUGUUGGCAAUGUCGUCAACAAGAAGACCUACGAGGAUCUGAAAAGACAAGGAUUACUGUAGACUGUUUUUUAUUAUGUAAAAUAAACUCUCAUUCCACCAACAGAUGUGACGUCUUAAAAAUGUGUGCACCAACGCUUGACAAAUUCAUUUAUAAUCCACUGUUAUAGGUAGCAAGAGCCAUGGGUUAUUUGUGCCUGUCCCAGUUUAAGAUGGCCAAAAUGUAUUGACAUUUUUUUUAACUGGUACAGAUCCUAUUUGUAAAGGCAUUUCGGCAAAAACCAGUCUCAGAAGAAAGUCUUGAUCAUCAGAUACUGUCCCCGGUGUUGCUCGAAAGCAUUCUAUUGGUGCUGUAUGUUGGUCUGUGGUUUUUGUUUUUAUGCUUUUAUGCUUGGAAGAGUUGUCCAGUUGCACUGGGACCUAUGUGACUUUGGCAACUGAUCUACAACAGCCACUUGUCCUUUUCCUUAUUAAAGUUCUCUGCCCACUGGCGGGUCAAUUUCAA
Messenger RNA from Synchiropus splendidus (mandarinfish), 2093 nucleotides. It is a transcript of the gene sf3a3, whose product is annotated as splicing factor 3a, subunit 3. NCBI's taxonomy places the organism in Eukaryota, Metazoa, Chordata, Actinopteri, Syngnathiformes, Callionymidae. Gene Ontology annotation, molecular function: zinc ion binding; RNA binding. Gene Ontology annotation, cellular component: spliceosomal complex; nucleus. Bases 146 to 1651 code for a protein of 501 amino acids. The transcript is spliced from 17 exons. The record is from RefSeq and is a predicted model, not a curated record. Gene Ontology annotation, biological process: mRNA splicing, via spliceosome.